This is a messenger RNA of Miscanthus lutarioriparius, 1332 nucleotides long. Lineage: Eukaryota; Viridiplantae; Streptophyta; Magnoliopsida; Poales; Poaceae. The record is from the annotation of a GenBank genome assembly.
AUGGCGUCGCUCGCCGUGCUCGUCUUCCUGGUGGUCUGCGCGACGCUUGCCUCCGGCGCCACCAGCGUCCGCGUCGGGCUCACGCGCAUCCACUCCGACCCCGACAUUACCGCGCCCGAGUUCGUGCGCGACGCACUGCGCCGCGACAUGCGCCGGCAGCAGUCCCGGUUUUUCGGCCGCGAGCUCGCAGAGUCCGAGUCCGACGGCGGGCGCACCACGGUGUCCGCGCGAACCCGCAAGGACCUGCCCAACGGCGGGGAGUACCUGAUGACGCUAGCCAUCGGCACGCCGCCGCUGUCGUACCCGGCCAUCGCCGACACGGGCAGCGACCUCAUCUGGACGCAGUGCGCGCCCUGCGGCGCCCAGUGCUUCGCGCAGCCGGCGCCGCUGUACAACCCGGCGAGCUCCACCACGUUCGGCGUGCUCCCGUGCAACAGCUCCCUGAGCAUGUGCGCGGGGGCGCUGGCGGGGGCGGCGCCGCCGCCCGGGUGCGCCUGCAUGUACAACCAGACGUACGGCACCGGGUGGACAGCGGGCGUGCAGGGCUCCGAGACCUUCACCUUCGGCUCGGCGGCCGCCGACCAGGCCCGCGUCCCCGGCAUCGCCUUCGGCUGCAGCAACGCCAGCAGCAGCGACUGGAACGGCUCGGCGGGGCUCGUCGGCCUGGGCAGGGGCAGACUGUCGCUCGUGUCGCAGCUCGGCGCCGGCAGGUUUUCCUACUGCCUCACGCCGUUCCAGGACACCAACAGCACCAGCACGCUCCUCCUCGGCCCGUCGGCGGCGCUCAACGGCACCGGCGUCCGCUCCACGCCGUUUGUCGCUAGCCCGGCCAAGGCGCCCAUGAGCACCUACUACUACCUCAACCUCACCGGCAUAUCCUUCGGCACGAAGGCACUGCCCAUUUCUUCGAACGCCUUCUCCCUGAAAGCCGACGGCACAGGCGGCCUCAUCAUCGACUCCGGCACGACCAUCACCUCGCUGGUGAACGCCGCGUACCAGCAGGUCCGCGCCGCGGUGCAGUCCCUAGUGACGCUGCCCACGACCGACGGGUCGGACUCCACGGGGCUCGACCUGUGCUUCGCGCUGCCGACUCCGACGUCGGCGCCACCGGCCAUGCCGAGCAUGACGCUCCACUUUGACGGCGCGGACAUGGUGCUCCCCGCGGACAGCUACAUGAUCUCGGGAUCCGGCGUGUGGUGCUUGGCCAUGCGGAACCAGACGGACGGCGCCAUGAGCACGUUCGGAAACUACCAGCAGCAGAACAUGCACAUCCUCUACGACGUCCGGAAGGAGAUGCUGUCGUUUGCUCCGGCCAAGUGCAGCACUCUUUGA